This is a messenger RNA of Cygnus olor (mute swan), 835 nucleotides long. Its product is annotated as beta-microseminoprotein-like. The transcript is spliced from 4 exons. The record is from RefSeq and is a predicted model, not a curated record. The coding region runs from base 135 to 482 and encodes 115 amino acids. NCBI's taxonomy places the organism in Eukaryota, Metazoa, Chordata, Aves, Anseriformes, Anatidae.
CUCAUUGGAGUUAUUCAUGUAUGUUCAGUUUGCUCAAGAACUGGUAUCAGAAGUUUCUGCUCUAUAUAAGUUCGUGGACAAGAUGAACUUCCUUCAGGCUGGCUCCUUACUGGAAACCUCAUAAUUCUACGAGAAUGAAAACCUUCUUGGCCUGCCUUCUUGUUCUUUCUGCUAGCGUGGCAGUGUCCAAUGCUGCUUGUUACUUUCAACCAUUGAAGCCAGUGAAUCCUGGUGAUGAGAUCAAAGGCUGCUAUGACUCAAAGGGAGAGCUGCAUGAAUUUGGUUCCGAGUGGAAGACUGCGGACUGCCUUGAGUGCUCCUGUUCCAGGGGUGGAAUCGGCUGCUGCUCCACCUAUUCAACACCAGUUGAUUAUGAUGAAGAGAAAUGUGUAAGCAUUUUCAACAAGGAGACCUGCACUUAUGAAGUAGUGGAGAAAAACGAUCACUCAAAGACAUGCCCGGUAUACGGGAUGGUGGGCUAACACAAAAGAGUGCUGGAUUUGGGCUUUUUUUUUUUUUUUUUUUUUUCAUUUCAAGGCUUCUUUCUCACAAAUUCAAAAACACUGAAAAAUGCAGCCAUCAAGUGAAAUCUACUCAAAAACUUCCUAAGUGAUAAAAUUGAGUAUGUAAGCACAAAAGAUUUCCUCAGUUUCUCUGCCUUCCUCUUCUCCAUGCAGUUAGAAUUUAUACCUUCCUUGACAUCUGAAAUUAAAGCUGACUUUAAGUAUCAUCAGUAGCUGCUAAUUUUAGUUCUUCUCCCUUCAAACUUCAAUGUCAAGGAGUAUGUUAUCUUCACACAGCUGUAUCUUAAAGCUAAAAAUAAAAUCAGAUGAAG